UAGAGAAGAAGAGAGAAAAUUGGUAAAGCAUAUCAGCGGUGCAAAGCCGUAGUAAACAAUUAGUCAAAGGGAGUUCAAUUAGGUCAUCCGAGCAAUGGCAGCUACAGGAGGAUCCAUCCAUCUCGCAAGGGAGGCGCGCCGACGUCGUAUCAUGGAGCGAGGAUCUGACCGCCUCGCCCUAAUCUCCGGCCGCAUCCACUCCCUGCCGCCAGACCCCGACCAAUUCAUUUCUUCCCCUGCCGCCGUUGAUUCUACUCAACAAGAAGAGGCAGCCUCUAAUUCAUUGCUACCAAAUGAUGAAUCUGUACAAGAAAAAGGGCAGGAGCCUGCUCGCUCUGACCGCACGGUGGAGCCUCCUCCACUCAACAGCUAUAAUGGCAGCACCAUUCCAUCCGAAUCAGUGGCCUUACAUGAUAGUACCAACGAAGAACCAUCUCAAAUCCCGUCAUCCGCACAACAAAGACCUGUACAAGAUCGCCAACGUGAGCAUACCCUGUUUACACCCGACCAAAUUAGAUUGGCUGUUGCAGCUUCAGAGAAUACUCGUAUGUUUUGCUCUAUAGCAGCUGCUGUUUUAGUAAUUGCGUCAUUUGUGGGAGUUCCUAUAGUUGGCCUCCGAUGCAUCAUGCUUUUCAGACCCUUUUACCUGCUUUUGUUAACGAACAUAACCAUUGUACUCGGUCGUCUUAUUGCGGGAUCGAGACCGAGAAGGAGGAGUAAUGCUGGUAGGAAUGAUUUGGCUGAUCAACUGGGGAGAGCUCUGGAGUUGGGGCUGCUAAUGAAGAAGAUUGUUGGAGCAGUGUCUAUGGACUUCAGUAUUUAUGCAGUCGUGCUCGUUUUUGGUCUCUCAGUAGUACAAAUACUUGGGUGACGUAAUUAUGCUCGAUAAAACUGUAACAUCAAAUUCUUUUGCUAAUUGUAUUUUCUUCA
Salvia hispanica is the source of this 930-nucleotide messenger RNA. RefSeq lists its product as uncharacterized. The record is from RefSeq and is a predicted model, not a curated record. Lineage: Eukaryota; Viridiplantae; Streptophyta; Magnoliopsida; Lamiales; Lamiaceae.